AUGCCGCUAGUCCCCAAUCCCAAUAGCAAUUAUAAUCACCAUAAUGAUGAUAAUACCGAGGCAGGAGGAGGCCAGGUCAUCCAACUAUGCAAAGAGCUCGAUGUUCUCAUCUGCCUCCUCUGCCCAGUGGCUAUCAAGCCCGGUAUAGAUCAGGUCGAGCAUCACUACCGCAACCGCCACAAGACAGCCGGGAGGCAACUGCGGGAGGUCAUCGCAUUCGCCGCCUCUUUCUCCCCGUCAGGCUCGCAGCCACUGGCGCUUCGAGACCCGACCGACAAGGACAUAGAGCUGCCGGCCGAUGGGGGACCACCGAUCCCAGGGCUGGAGACAUACGCAGGUUUCAGCUGCAAGAGCUGCCGGUACCUGGCUCCGCACGCAAGGUACUGGAUCGUCAAUCCGGCCGCAGUAUGGGCCGACCGCGGCGGCGACAAUAGCAGCAGUACGGCCGAGGAGGGAGAUGGUGGCGGUGAUGGUGACACUGACGGUGACACUGUACUGCUACAGACCGUCCGGGCGUGCGAGAAGGAUCUGAAGGAGGCGGAGGUGGAACGGCAACGUCAGGUAGAGGCACCGGGCGGAGUUGACACUGAGUCGAGAUGGGUGCAGUUUAUGAAAUGGUCGGCGCACUUGCAGCAGAAGGACAAACCGAUGCUGUACCAGGCAGGACUAUCACCGGCUUCUGCCGCAGUUGAGCAGCGGAUGUGGCCCCGCGAGCGCCGUGAAGCGAACCAGAGGCUACGUGAGUUGACCGAGAGCUUCCGGCGCGAGCUUGGCCGUUGCAUGGAGAGGCUGGAUAAGGUGCCGGACGAAACGCUCGAGUGGCUCGGCAGCAUUGACCCGACUAAGCCAGUAUCGACCCCGUUCGGCCGAAAGCAGAAGUCAGAUACGAUGGAUAGGUACAGUGCGUGCUGGCAGCGGUACUUGUGCUAUUGUGUCCGGAUCCAGCCGCUUGGGCGCGACGGAGCUAAGACAGAGCACGGUAUCCGAUUUACGGAAGAGCAGUGGAAUUCUCUGGCCGAUAUCAUCCAGCGACUUGAUACUGUUGCUGACAAGAAGAACAAGCAGGGGCAGCAGCAGGUCAUGAAGGACAGCAGAGAAGGAGAUAGAGAAGAGGGAGAAGAAGAAGACCCCGAUAAGAAGGCACUUGACGAGGCCGUCUUUAACUUCUGCAUCAAGUCAAUUAAGCAGAAGCUUGGGAGGAAGCAGUAUCACAACCCGCUGCUCCACUUUACGGCCAUACUGGGUAUCAAGGAGGAUGGCACGUGGGUGCCGUCCCACACACAUACCCGGUUUCUCGCCGGCUUCUUAUGGUGCGGGCGGAUUCUAAUGCUAGAGCACUUCUUUAAGGAUGACCCG
This is a messenger RNA of Fusarium oxysporum Fo47, 1356 nucleotides long. RefSeq lists its product as uncharacterized. Lineage: Eukaryota; Fungi; Ascomycota; Sordariomycetes; Hypocreales; Nectriaceae. The transcript is spliced from 2 exons. The annotation marks the transcript as partial. The record is from RefSeq and is a predicted model, not a curated record.